This is a messenger RNA of Fimicolochytrium jonesii, 450 nucleotides long. Its product is annotated as ubiquitin-conjugating enzyme/RWD-like protein. Lineage: Eukaryota; Fungi; Chytridiomycota; Chytridiomycetes; Spizellomycetales; Powellomycetaceae. The record is from RefSeq and is a predicted model, not a curated record. The transcript has 8 exons. The coding region runs from base 1 to 450 and encodes 149 amino acids.
AUGGCGAGCAUGUUCACAAAGCGCCUGACGAAGGAACUUCGAGAUUUACAGGCAUCCCCGCCAGCGGGGAUAUUCGUGGAGCACGCCGGGGAUGACUUGAAAUGUUGGAGAAUCACCUUGAAAGGGGCAGAAGGGACACUCUAUGAAGGGGAGAUAUUCACAUUACAGUUCAAGUUCGGAAGCAAUUAUCCAUUAGAGUCUCCAGAGGUGAUAUUCGUGGGGUCCGUACCAAUACAUCCACAUAUAUACAGCAAUGGACACAUAUGUCUAUCGAUCUUGUAUGAUCAGUGGUCACCAGCGUUGACGAUCAGUUCAGUGUGUCUGUCAAUACAAAGCAUGCUGAGCUCUGCAAGUAAAAAGGAGCUACCACCAGAUAACAACAUGUAUGUGCUGUCAGCUAAGAAGAGCCCAAAAGCGACGACAUGGGCAUUCCAUGAUGACACUGUAUGA